AUCAUCUCGUACUGAUUAUCAUCGAAACAGGACGUCCUCGGUCAAAUUUUAAUGAUUUCAACACCAUUGUUCGAGUGUCGCUCAUCCAUUGGAAGUUUACAUUUUGGUAACAAUGUACGAGUAUGUUAUUAUCAGUGCGUAAUAUUUCGUGUCAACUCGACGUACACAACACCUCGUAAUGUGCCUGCCUUAACACACAUGUAGAUACGCCAAUACGUUUUCCAAAGCCGUUAGUACUGAACGUAUUCAGUAAUUCUCGGUGUAAUAGCAAUGCCGCGUGAUAAGACCGUUUUCAAAUGUCGAAGUUAUUAUCAAAAAGUGAUUCGAUACGAUCAACAGUUUUAAUAGACUUUUUAAGAAGAUCAUUAAAAUCGAUAACGGAUUUUUUUCUAAUGUAAGUGUUAAAAGUGUAGCCUUUUCAGGCAAAGUUAAACGUAGAUAUUAAUUUUGUGAUGUAAAGGAAUAAAAGUCGGUUUAUUGGACUAAUGUAAUUUUAGCUCUCUCCGAUAAUACUCGGAAUGAAUUUGGAAAAAUAGCACAGAAUAAUGAGCCUAAUAAUGCGGUAACAACAGUUGUCGGAAUUAGAAAUUUAGUGUUAGCUUACGAGUAAUUUACGUCUAAGGAGAUAUUUAAAAUGCCUUAUAUUUUGAAUGCAGUACGAAGAAGAGUUUCAGUGAAAGCUGCUAUUUUUCUAAUUUUAUGCAUGUGCUCUCUUAUUCCCAUUAUAUCUAAUUUAGACUAUGUAAAAAAUUUGGCUUCACCUGAUCCGGAUAGUGCAAGUGUGAUGGACAGAGUGCAUAUUUCUACUGUGGAAAAUUUCUAUGAACAACGUGUGGAAUGGCCGUCAUCAAAGUUAGGUGGAAUAUUAUUUCAUCGUGAACCCAUACCGAAUCCUAAUCCUAAUGCUAACAGAACGUACAAAGUCCUCGUGUGGAAAUAUUGGGAUUGGCUCAAAAAUCGUCACGUAUUGAACUAUGGGAAAGCACGACAUAAAGAGGAUAAUUUGCUAGAAGGCUGCAGUGUGAAAAAUUGCGUUUUUACUGGAGAUGAUAGCCAGAUGGAUACUGCAGACGCUGUGCUCAUACAUUUGCAAAGAGGACUGAUUCCUGAAGUAAAACACAGAAACCGCAAACAAAGAUGGAUAUUUUUGAAUGAUGAGUCUCCAAAAAAUAAAUUUUCUCUAGCAAAGGAAAACCCGAGCUUGCAGAAUUUUUAUGACGUAUUCAAUUGGUCUAUGACCUACAGGAGUGAUGCCGAUGUACCAGUGCCGUAUGGACGAACUGUAGCUUUGGAAAGACCAGUACUAUCAGAAUUUGUCAUGACGGAACUUGCGGCAAUGGUGCCCAAUUGGAAUCGAAAGAGACGAGACCGACCAGUAGCGCUGCUCAUGUCCAAUUGCGGAGUACAAGCUAGAAAUGACUUUGUUGCAGAGUUGAAGAAAUAUAUUCAUGUUGAUGUUUAUGGAAAAUGUUCAGAUAAUCAGGGAUACAGAAUGAGUUGCCCUGGACAUUUUAAAGCGGACUGCGACCCAGUAGCGAAAUAUUUAUUUUAUUUAGUAUUAGAAAAUACUAGUUGCUUUCAAUAUUUGACUGAGAAGGGGUUCUAUCAUGCAUACGAAAAAGGUGCUAUUCCUGUUAUAUUCGGCCCUUCAAUGGAGGACGUCGAAAGUUUACUGCCGCCACAUUCAUACUUGUUCGUAGAUGCGGAGACGAGUAUAGAAACAGUAGCAAACAAUAUCAAAGCCAUAGCUGAUAAUAAUGAUCUUAUACUAGGCAUGCAUAUGUGGAGAAAUCAUUUUAAAGUAGUCAAUGAACACGGGUAUUUUGGCACAAAGUCAUACCAUUUGUGUCGUUUGUGUGAAGCACUAAAUUAUAAUGACGAAAGUGAGAAGAUUUAUGACAAAGAACGUCUUGAUCUGUUCCUGGAUCCAUCCAGUGCCUGCUAUGAAAGCAAAUUCGCUGUUAAAAAAAAUACAACUGCUUCAGUAUUAUGAAUUCUUUAAAUAUCAAAAAGUGUUCACUCCGUAGCGUCAAACUGGUAUUUUUUGGACCAACAUUUGUCUGAGUCCGCAAAUCAUUUCGGAGUUUUGAAAGUUCCCUCCCGGGAUCUUGCUGGAGAAAUAUAAAUCCACUGUUCAUUGAGUAAUAAAUUUCAUCGCAUUGUUAUUCAGGGAGAGAUGGUCCCUUUGAAUUAUGAUACAAGUUUGUUUUUAUUACUGUAUUGUUGAAGGUGUUAAAGAGGACGAGUUAAACGUAGCUUAAGAUUUAGGUUGUUUUAAUAAAAAAGUUUUUUGAA
Messenger RNA from Helicoverpa armigera (cotton bollworm), 2295 nucleotides. Its product is annotated as 4-galactosyl-N-acetylglucosaminide 3-alpha-L-fucosyltransferase 9. The record is from RefSeq and is a predicted model, not a curated record. Gene Ontology annotation, molecular function: fucosyltransferase activity. NCBI's taxonomy places the organism in Eukaryota, Metazoa, Arthropoda, Insecta, Lepidoptera, Noctuidae. The transcript has 5 exons. The coding region runs from base 635 to 1993 and encodes 452 amino acids. Gene Ontology annotation, cellular component: membrane.